This is a messenger RNA of Encephalitozoon romaleae SJ-2008, 2061 nucleotides long. RefSeq names its product Hsp90-like protein. Gene Ontology annotation, biological process: protein folding. NCBI's taxonomy places the organism in Eukaryota, Fungi, Microsporidia, Unikaryonidae. The coding region runs from base 1 to 2061 and encodes 686 amino acids. The transcript has a single exon. The record is from RefSeq and is a predicted model, not a curated record. Gene Ontology annotation, molecular function: ATP binding; ATP-dependent protein folding chaperone; ATP hydrolysis activity.
AUGUCGUCUAAGCAAGAACCGUUGGUAGAAGGCAAUAUAAAAGAUAAGCACCCUGAGACACAUGAGUUUGAGGUUGAUGUGAACCAAAUGAUGGAUACUAUGAUCAAGAGUGUGUAUUCGUCUAAGGAGCUGUUCCUUAGAGAGCUUGUGUCCAACUCCAGUGAUGCCUGUGACAAGCUUAAGGCACUAUACUUCCAGUUAAGGGAGAAGGGGUGUUCACUUGAUCCAGUCACAUCUCUGGGAAUUGAGAUUAUCCCAAACAAGGGCAACAGGACACUAACGAUCAAGGAUAAUGGAAUUGGAAUGACAAAGGCCGACCUGAUGAACUUUAUUGGGACUAUUGCAAGCAGUGGGACUAAGAAGUUCAGGGAAGAGAUGAAAGAAAAGGGGAACUCUACCGAUGCCUCUAAUCUGAUUGGGCAGUUUGGUCUUGGGUUCUAUUCCUCGUAUCUUGUAGCUGAGAGAGUUGAUGUGAUAACUAAGCAUCCUGAGGACGGGGCACUUAUCUGGACAUCGACUGGGAAGGACCAGUACACAAUAGAAGAGUAUGAGGGCGAGUCUUUUGCCCACGGAACAUCGAUAGUAUUGUACAUCAAGGAAGGAGAGGAGGAAUUCCUUGACCCAAAGAGGAUCAGCGAGAUAGUGAAGAAGUAUUCUCUAUUUGUGUUCUAUCCUAUAUAUACGUAUGUUGAGAAGGAAGUUGAAGAAGCAGAAGAGAAGAAGGAGGAAGAAAAGGCUGUGGAAGAGACGAAUGAGCCAAAGGUUGAGGAGGUACAAGAGAAAAGGUUAAAGAAAGUCACUGAGAGGGAACAGAUUAAUGUUGAGAAGCCAUUGUGGAAGAGAAACAUAAAAGAUGUUCCCGAGGAGGAAUUGAAGAGCUUCUAUAAGACCAUUUCUGGAGACUGGGAUGAUUUCCUUGCAGUUGACUUCUGGCACAUCGAAGGACUUCUGUCUAUUGAGCUUCUUAUGUUUAUUCCAAAGAGAGCAAGGUUUGAUAUGUUCAACAGAAACAAGAAGAACAAUAACAUCAAGCUGUACUGCAAGAAUGUGUUCGUAACAGAUGACUUUGGAGAUUGUAUUCCCGAGUGGAUGUCGUUUGUCAGCGGAGUAGUAGCUUCUGAUGAUAUCCCUAUGAAUAUCAGUAGAGAGAUGAUUCAAGGGACAAAUGUCAUGAAGCUUGUCAAGAAGACUCUUCCUCAGAAGAUAUUUGAGAUGGUUGGAAAACUUGCAAUGGAUACUGAGAAGUACAAGACAUUCUACAAGGAGUUUGGAAACUGCUUGAAGAUGGCGAUAGGAGAUGCAAGCGAGGGGCAGCAAGAUGGAUAUGCAAAGUGUCUCCGUUACUUCACUACAAAGAGUGGGGAGGACAUGAUAUCUUUGGACACGUAUGUGGAAAGAAUGGCAGCAAACCAGAAGCAGAUAUAUGUAGUAACUGGCCUAGGGAAGAAUCAAGUCAAAUCGAAUCCAGCACUAGAUGCAUUCCAGAAGUAUGAGGUUAUAUAUAUGUAUGAUGUAAUGGACGAAGUGAUGCUUAGAGGUUUUAAGAAGUACAAGGGGCAUGCUAUACAGAGGAUAACAAGUGAAGGAGUUGAGCUUCCUGAGGAUGAAGAAAACAACGAGGAGGUUGUGAAGUCAUUUGAGGAGUUCUGCAAGAAGGUGAAGGAUAUCCUCUCCAAUAAGGUGGAGAAGGUCACGGUGAAUCCAAGGCUUGUGAGUGUUCCUGCUGUCAUAUCUACCACUAAAUAUUCUUUGUCUGGGACCAUGGAGAACAUAAUGAAGUCACAGCCGGUCACCGAGGCAAAUCCAUUUGCAGCAAUGACAGCGGUUAGUAAGAAGAUAUUCGAGCUAAAUCCAAACCACAAGCUUGUCAAGAAUCUUAAGGCAUUCUUCGAUAACAACGAGAUCGAAAAGAUGAGUAAGAUUUUGGAAUUGUUUUUCGAGACUGUUCUCAUCCAUAAUGGGUUUAUGCUAUCUGAGCCCAAGGAGUUCUGUGCCAACGUCUUUGACUUCCUUUGUUCUGAAGAGGUGAAAAGUGAGGAGGUUGUUGAGGAGGUCCAGUGA